This is a messenger RNA of Carcharodon carcharias (great white shark), 1412 nucleotides long. RefSeq names its product zinc finger protein 239-like. The record is from RefSeq and is a predicted model, not a curated record. Gene Ontology annotation, biological process: regulation of transcription by RNA polymerase II. The transcript has a single exon. Gene Ontology annotation, cellular component: chromosome. Gene Ontology annotation, molecular function: chromatin insulator sequence binding. The annotation marks the transcript as partial. NCBI's taxonomy places the organism in Eukaryota, Metazoa, Chordata, Chondrichthyes, Lamniformes, Lamnidae.
GGUCCGGCGGGGGGCCCCAGCCCCUUCCCCUGCCCGGUGUGCGGCAAGGGCUUUGCCUACCCCUCCUGCCUGCGGGUCCACCAGCUCGCCCACACCGAGGAGAGGCCGUGCCGGUGCCCCGAGUGCGGCAAGGGCUUCAAGAGCCCCCAGGAGCUGCGGCGGCACCGGCGCCUCCACUCGGGCGAGCGGCCCUACGCCUGCUCGGCCUGCGGCCGGCGCUUCGCCCAGUCCUCCAACCUGCUGGCCCACCAGCGGGUCCACACCGGCGAGCGGCCCUACGCCUGCCCGGCCUGCGGCCGGGGCUUCGCCCGCUCCUCCCACCUGCUGCGGCACCGGCUGGUCCACACCGACGCCGCCCCCUUCGAGUGCUUCGAGUGCGGCCGGGCCUUCAAGAGCGGGCAGGAGCUGAAGCGCCACCUGCAGGAGAAGGCGGGCGAGCGGCCGUUCCGCUGCUCCGUCUGCGGCCGAGGCUUCAUCCGCUCCUCCAACCUGCUGGCCCACCGCCGGCUGCACACGGACGCCCGCCCCCACCGCUGCGGCGCCUGCGGCAAGAGCUUCAAGCUGGCCAAGUACCUGAGCCGGCACCAGGCCAACCACGGCGGGGCCGGCCGGCGGCCCUGCGUCUGCGCCGUCUGCGGCAAGGCCUUCGCCCUGCCCUCCGCCCUGCUGGCCCACGGCCGGAUCCACACCGACCAGACGCCCUUCGCCUGCCCCGUCUGCGGCAAGGCCUUCAAGCUGGCCAAGUACCUGAACCGGCACCGGAGCAGCCACCGCGGGGGAGGGGCCGGGGGGCCGGGGGAGGCGGGGGCGGCUGGCGAGAGCCCUCCCCGCCCCCUCCCCCCUCCGGCGCCAGAGGCCAGCGCCCCUCCCGGGCCUUGAAAGGCUCCCCGAGCCUCCGAGCGACGGGGUUCCUCCUCGUCUCUGUCCAAAAUGGCCGACCCCCUCAUCCUCCUCCUCCUCCUCCUCCUCCCUCGUGUUUAUAGAUCCCCCCCCACCCCACCCCCCUCAACCAGCGGGGAACAAUCUCUCAGCUUCCGCCGCGCCCCCCCCCCCACCCAAGUCAAACCCACUUCGCAAUCCUUUGCGGGUUUUGGCGAGAUCGCCUCUCGUUAUCCUCCUCAACUCCCAACUGCCUCUCAAUCGGAGGGCAACUCUCCCACCCCCACCCCUCUCAUAUCCCAGGGACCGAUCGAGUGACCCCCCCUCCCUUCACUGUACCGCCACCCGCCCUCUCCUCCCCAGUACGAGUAACUCCUUCCUUCGUCGUGGAGACCAGAACUGCGCGCGUGGGGUCCUGUGGAUGUGGUCUCACCAAAAAAGAAACCCCCCACGCCCCCCCCCCCGUACGAUUGUAGCGAGACGUCUCUAUCCUUGUUCUGCAACUCGCUUGUAAUAAAGGCCAGGUUGUGCCA